Aspergillus steynii IBT 23096 is the source of this 1622-nucleotide messenger RNA. RefSeq names its product fungal specific transcription factor domain-containing protein. The record is from RefSeq and is a predicted model, not a curated record. NCBI's taxonomy places the organism in Eukaryota, Fungi, Ascomycota, Eurotiomycetes, Eurotiales, Aspergillaceae. The transcript has 5 exons. Bases 198 to 1622 code for a protein of 474 amino acids. Gene Ontology annotation, biological process: DNA-templated transcription. Gene Ontology annotation, molecular function: zinc ion binding; DNA binding.
GCACGGUCAAUCGCAGACACCGAUCCCGCAAGAAGAGCAAGAUAGAUCCGCAGCGCGACUCAGAUGGACUGCAGACUAGUUCUAUCGCAAACGCAAAUUUAGGAUAUCAUCUCCCGGGGAUAUCCUAUGAGAUCCCACAAACUGAGCCAUUGCAACUGGUGGGCUUCAAUCUGGGCAAUCUUCGGGCCUUCAACGGCAUGCCCUUUUUCUCCCCUGGUGGUCGAGAGUGGGUGCAGGCACGCACAGGGACGGAUAUCGUCUUCCCUGGCAGUCUGUCCAAGAUGCCUCGCUUGAACUACCUCGUUGACAAAAGCCCCAUCACCAUGCCAGAUCGUGCCGUGCUAGACAAUCGUUUGACAAUGUUCAAGUCGUCCAUGUUCAGGCAAUUAUUUCCGUUAUUAGAGGCAGAAAUAUUUCGGACGACGAUAUACAUGGCAUACAGCCAAUCACAUUCACCAAUGCCAUUGAAUAUUAUGAGUGCCAAGAUGUCUGUUUUUGCUUUUAUGGCUUAUACAUCGUCUUUGUUUCCGGGGGCAAAGGAAGCUGAAAACGGUGACUUCUAUGCCCUUGAAGCACAGAGGCUUCUUUCAGACCUUGUGCAUCAUCCGGCAACCAUAGAUGGAUUGCAGACUGCGUUGCUUCUGAUAUUGUACAGACAAUCCACGUUCGGUGAUCUUCCCUCCGUCGACGCACUAAUAUCCACUGCGUCUCGAUUUGUGUAUAGCUUAGGGGGUCAUAUAUCGCCUGGAUCACUGCAUAAUCCCCCUUCUAGACAUGAAUGGCACUGUCGGAACCUUUUCUGGAUUUGCCAUAAUAUUGACAGAAAAUUGUGUUUGCGAACUGGUCGACCACCAUGUAUCAACGACAGCUGCUGCGACCUUAGCCUGCCAGAACAUUACAUCGAUUCGAUAAAGAGAGAAUUGCCCCCUUCGCCAGGCUAUAGUGAGCCUAUAUUUCUGAUUGACAUUCGUUUAAGUUUGAUCGAGUCGCAUAUCUUCGUGGAGCUCUAUGCUCCCCCUGCCCGUGGCAAGUCGGACGCAGAGCUGUUAAGAACUAUUCGCAAUCUCGACACUAUGGUUGAAGAAUGGAAAGUGCUAGCUCUGAAGGACGAUCGGGAAACCUUACCUUUUGAGCAAAAGCAAGCUCAUGAUUCGCCCGACUUGCAAACAGCAGUCCUGAACAUGCAAUAUCUGUACUCCGUUGCAACUAUCCACCAGGCUACCACUGGAUGUCGCGCUUGGAUAGAGGAUCAAGGAUGCACUAUGGAAGGCGUGAAUUCCAGUCUUCUGAUAUCCGUCGAAGCAAGUCGCCAGUUACUGCGCCUGAUAAACACAUUACCUGCUUCCUCACUGGAGGGUGGAUUCUGGUUCUCUCUGUUUUUCUUUCUCUCCGCAGGGGUGGUGCUUUUCUGCAACAUACUAAACAGCCCAGAUUCUCCGAAUACACAAGGUGAUAUUUUGAUUCUCGAUGCACUUGCCGCGCACAUUCAAGAGGGCUCAGGACGACGCGCGUCCCCGCAGGCUCAGCCCAAGAUAGACAAUGCGGGACAAUUUGCAGCAGAGCUUGGGAAGCUGGCGAGAUGUGCUGUUCGCAAAGCUCAGAUGUACCGACAAUCUUAUUAA